Messenger RNA from Trichobilharzia szidati, 2200 nucleotides. The record is from the annotation of a GenBank genome assembly. Lineage: Eukaryota; Metazoa; Platyhelminthes; Trematoda; Strigeidida; Schistosomatidae.
AUUUUCUACAGAUGAACACCAACACUUUAGUUAAAAUAAUUGGAGAGAAGAAUAGAUAAACUACAUUAACUAAAACUUUAUGGUCAAUAAUUACGCAUACACAUUUGAAACAUCAUUACAGCAUGAAUUAUCGGUUGCUUUUGAAAGAGAUUCAUGAUUUAAUUUCUGUUUGUGAUGAAGAAUUCAGUGGACAAGUGAAAUUACAUAUUCCAGAUGAAACACAGCCUUAUAUGAUUUACUUUACUGUCACUCCAAAUAAAGGAUUAUACGAACAUGCUUCAUUUGAAUUCUCUAUAACUGUUUCUCCGAACUAUCCAAACGAAACACCUUCAGUGAAAUGUUACACACCAAUAAUUCAUCCUAAUAUUGACUAUACAAAUUUACAGGAUACUGUAUGCGUUAAUCUGCUGUUCUCAUGGGAGAGAUGUUAUAGGAUUAAAGAUGUUAUACAUGCAAUAAUAUUUUUAUUCUAUGAACCGAAUCGAGAUGACUGUUUAACUCCGAGUUCCUUGUUCAACAGUGAAGAGAGUUAUAGAGAAAGUGUGAAGUUGUUUUUGAAAGGUGGUAUUGUGGAUGGUCACUAUUUCCCUCCGAAUAAGUCAUGGUGUGAAUGGCAGAAGAAUUCAGAAACGACAGAGGAAAUAAACACUUCAAAUGUGUCUCAGGAGAUAGGCGAACCCUGCUCACCCGUAAAACGUCAAGCAAGUCACAAUUCCUCACAGUACUGUAAAGAAGUUUACGCUCGUUCGGAAUCCAGUUUAUCUAAUUGCUCAUCAUCACCAAAUAGUGAGUACACAGAAUACGAUCAAGACAUGUGGUUAUUCUACAUUGAAAUUACAAUUGAAAAAAUAAGCUCAGUAACUGAAAAUGAAAUACAAACAUUCAAAGGAUGUAAUAUUUCACGUUACUUUACUAUUGAAUUUUAUCCAUAUACUGAUUUAAUGUUUGAGAAAUUAGUUAUCAACCGAAGCUGGAUUCCAUCAUUUCCCUUGAAUGAAGACGGUAAAUUAAAUUUGAUCCAAAAAUCAUCACAGUUUAAUCCACGCAUAAUCAGACGAGCAAAGAGUGAUUCAAUACUGGAUGGUGGUUCUGUGUAUGAAAAUGACAGUGAUAAUUGUGAAGUUGAGGUUGAGGUUGAGAAUGAUAGUGACGGUGAAGGUGAGGCUGAAGGUGACUGUCCAUCAUUGAAGGAGGAAGAGGGAAGUGUUGCCUCUUCUUCGAAGACAGCAUCUGUCAAUGAAGUGGAAGAAGAAUUUCGUCUAAAUUUUGAGGAUGACAUAUUCGCACACCUUGCAAGUGAUCCGAUUUUCCAAAGUGGUCGUUAUCAUGUUUACCACUCAAUGAAACUAUUUAAAGCAAUGAAGAAACCUUGGUGGUGGAUAUUUUUUCAAACACGUUGGGCUCCUUUCGUUGCGCCUGGACGAUUUUAUUACACUGAAGAAAGAGAUGUAACAGGAGACACAACGCCAACCAGCAGAGGAACUUGUUCACAUCUACGAGAGGAGUUGAAUCGAUUGUCGACGAAGUAUAGAAAUUGUGAUAAUCUUAUUCUUGUCGAUUCAUUGGCUUUGUCACCAUUCUCACCCAUACUCAAUAGAAUCACGCUGAUUCCACCAUCAGAUAUUCCACAUAGGUGUUUCAAAUUCUGUUGGAGAAGUAUUGAAUGGCUGUCUUUAACAUGGGCGUGGUUCCCACCACCAACUACAAAAGAGUCAGAACACCUGAUUCUUCCUGGAGCUGGUCUGCUUACAACAAUGUGCUGGAUCUCGAACUGGAUCGCUUAUGCUUCACGUGUUGAGUUAUAUCAUUCGUGUCUGGGAUAUUCGAGACGCUUAUUCGUUUUGCCUAUGGAGAGUAUGGCCACCUCUUGUUUAUCACCAGCCAGUCUAGUUUGUGGACACUGUCCACUACUGGAUGGUUGGCCGUUGUGGUUGUUAACACAUGCCAGUCGGCUGAUGUGUUCAUGGAUGCUCUCCAUGUGUGUCUCACUGUCAGACUAUUUAUCUCAGAAAUCGUGUAGUCUGCAUUUUGUAUUUGAUGAUUCAGAUGAGAUAUGAAGAUGUUGUUUUUUUUAUUUUUUAUUUACAUGCACACAUGUUGAUGUACCAUAAUCAAAAUCAUCAUUGUCCCCCUAACCGAAUUAAUCUUUGAAUAUAAAUUUUUUGAUACUUUGCACAGAAUAUAAACAAAUUGUUGAAUG